This is a messenger RNA of Chrysoperla carnea, 5203 nucleotides long. It is a transcript of the gene ssp3, whose product is annotated as S phase cyclin A-associated protein in the endoplasmic reticulum. NCBI's taxonomy places the organism in Eukaryota, Metazoa, Arthropoda, Insecta, Neuroptera, Chrysopidae. The transcript is spliced from 13 exons. The record is from RefSeq and is a predicted model, not a curated record. The coding region runs from base 116 to 5203 and encodes 1695 amino acids. Gene Ontology annotation, molecular function: nucleic acid binding; zinc ion binding.
UGUUUUGAUAUUUGUAAACAAUGAUUCCAUGAUAUUAUUCUACAAUAUAUAAAUAUUUUAAAUUGACGUAGCUAAUUACCUUUUAUCAUAAAAUAAUAUUACAAACUAAUGAAAAAUGGAAAAAAUGCAACUUUUAUUGAGAGAAGAUGGACGUGAAGCCCGUAAUCUUUUAGCUUUUCAUGUUUCAGUGAACGAAGGUAAAAUAUUCCGUAAACCACCAAAUUCGCCACGAGCACCUGAACCUAGAACUAUAUCGAAAAAGUUUGAUUCAGAAAUUUGUGUUAGACCUGUCAGAUCGGCAUCCACUGGUAGAGAUAAACGAUCUGAAUUGAGAGCCAGAUAUUGGGCUCUCUUAUUUGGAAAUUUACAACGCGCGGUAAAUGAAAUUUAUAAUACGGUUGAAACACAUGAAAGUGUUAUAGAAUGUCAAGAAACUAUUUUAGUUAUGGAAAAUUAUAUACGAGAUUUUCGUUCAUUGUCUGAAUGGUUCAAGUUAAAAUGGGAAUAUGAAAAUACUCCAGCUCCACAACGACCCACUUCAUUAGCUUGGGAAGUUCGAAAAGCAAAUUUACCAAAUUCAGCUCUCGCGGAAAGAGUUAGUCCGAUUCCAUCAAUAAAACAAGGACGAGUUAGCCCACAAACAAAACAAAAAGAUCAAAUUAUGUCUAAAAUUGAUAAUGGUGUCAUUGCAACAUCUCCACAACCAGAACCAAUUCCAGAAAUGGAUGAAAAGACCAAAGAUUCGAUUGAAGAAAGACAGAUAACCAAUCUAAAAAAAGAAAAUACAUCAGAGGUUGUUUUAUCACCUUCUGAAGAUCAAAAAACGUACGUUAAAAUUUUUAAGAAUGUUUCCGUAAGUAGUGCAGAGGUUGGUACAAUUACUGAUGAUAUUGAAGCCAUGAAAAUAGCUAAAAAAACAUCGAAUCAAAAAGUCAGUCAAGCUAGUCAAACUGACGAAGAAAAUGUGGAAAAAUCCAAUUCACUUACAACUAAUGUUACUUCAAAUAUAUCUCCACCAAAAACAACCAUAAAAUGUAUCGAAUCUAGAUCAUCUCGAAUGCCAAUCUCUUCAUCUGCUAGACCUGCUUAUUCCUUUGCAGUGUCUCGUACAGUUAAACCUGCUGUGAAAUCUGCUACAAGUAUGCCACCCAAAACGUCUGCACCCACAACUAAAAUUUCAACUAUUGCCAAUAAUACAAAAAUGUCACCUAAUAAACAAAUCAGACCACCAUUUCGAAAUAUUCGUGGAUCUGAUGUACCUAAAAAAUCGCCAAACAGUGCACUAUUGCGUAGUAAAACUUCAGGUGAAAUAAAAACCACUAGUAAUUCUCCAGUACUUACCAAACAACGAACUUCAUUAAGCAUUCGAAAUGGCCCUGUUCCAACAAAAGUUUCAUCUUCAGUUAAAGCACCAGUUACCAAACCUACUUUUGUUAGAAAAUCCAGUACGACAGUAAAUGUAAAUAAAUCAUCGAUGAAAUCCAAUUUAUCAGAAUUUACUUCUAAGUUAAAUAACGAAAUGAGAGAUUCCGACAAAGAGAGUAUUAAUAGUUCAGUAGAAACAAUAGUUAAUGCACCAACGAGAUCCUCCAAUGACACUGAAGAAAAGGAAAGUUCACAUUCUAAAUUAGUGAAUGGUAUGGUUACUUCUGGAGGUUGGUUAACAGUUAAGGCUCAACGCAGACCAUCAUCACAUUGGUCGAAUCGUUUUAAUGAAGUUAGUGGUACCACAAGUUUACCGGCUUUAGCUUUAUUACAAGAAAGUGAUGAUGAGAGCGAUGAAAAGACUAAUCCUCGGCCCCAAACUACACAGGGUAAACCUUCUGUUUCGUACUUAAAACGAACAAACACUGUUCUUACAAGAAGUUCCGUAAAAUCGUUUACACGUAAAAAUGAAUAUUUAAAUAAUCAAAAAUCCAAAUCCGAAGAACCGUGCUUAAAUAAAAAUGAUGUCAAUAAUAAAUUAGGUUUAAAAAAUGGGUCCAAAAUAAAAUUAGAUAAUAAAACAAAAUUAGAUAAACAAAAAUCUCAAGAAAAAUUGUCAACGAGUUUAUCUCAUCAAAAUGAAAAGUUAUUACCAAGAAAUAUAGAAAUAGAUUUAAAACCACAAAACAGUACAUCGAAACUAUUAAGUAAUGAAAACUAUGAUCGAAAAAUUGAAAAUGAAAGUGAAUAUGAUUCUAAAUUAAAUGGAGAUGAUAUGGAAAAAAGUGAAAUUCAUGAUGAAGAAGAACAUUGUCGAAAAACCCAGCAAUUAAGUGAUGAAGAAGCUAUGUUAACACAGGAAAUAGCUGAACUAGAAAGUUGUUCUGUUGAUGUUGAUACAGAAACAGAUGGAACAGAAACCGAUGGUGAAGUUGGAGAUGAAGAUGAAGAAGUUCCUGCUUUAAAUUCUGCCUUCGAUGAUUUAUCAUUAGAAGCACGUUAUGAACCGGUUCUGGCUGGUUUGUCUUGGGGUGAGCGAAUGGAUACAUUGGCUGCGUUGGAAGAUUUAGUUGCUCGACAUCCUGGAAGAGCACUUCAAUUACAUCAAAAAUUAUCUAAUCCUAAUCGACGACGUUCAUUACCCGAAACAUUAAGACGAUACCAAGCAAAACAUGCUCGCGCUCAACAACGGCGUCAAGCACUUCAACAAGAACGAACUGUACGCUUACAAGCGUUAUUAGCUCGUGUUCAAGACGUUAAAGCUGCAAAAAAUCAAUUGAUUGAAGAAAAACGUGUGAGAAUGGAGAAUCGUCUACAGCGUGCUGAAUUAAAUAGAAAUGAACAUUUAAAAAGUGUUAUUAGAAAAGCUCAUGAUGAAGAAGAAAAACUUCGUGAAAUUGCGUUUAUCAAAGAACUGGAAGCACAAAAUAAACGCCAUGAUUUUCUGGAGCUAUGCAAAGAACAAAAAGGUAGAUUAGAAGAUCUUCGUGAAGGCCAAAGAAAGAAAAUUGAAGAACAAGCAGCUCGCGGUGCUGCCGUUGAAGAAAGACGUCGUGCUUUAGAGCAAGCACGUCACGAUCGAUUAGAACGUCUACAAGCUGAAAGAGAAUUGCGUGCUGAACGAGUUGGUCGGCGACAGUUAGAGAUUCAAGAACAAGCUAGAGAAAAAGCGCGUGGUAGAGAAGAAAGAUUAUCAGCGUUACACGCUCAACAAUUAGCUAGCACAAGAGAAUUACAAAAACGUAUUUCACAAAAGCAAAAAGAAUCAGCUCGUCGACAUGAGGAAAAUAUCGAACAAAUUCGACAAAAAGCAUUAGAAUUAUCUAUUUUACGUAGCCAUAAUGAUGAUCCUCACACGCCUGCAUUAACUCCAUACGAAUCACAAAAAAUGUGUUCGGUAUGCAAUGUGCAUAUCAAUUCCGAAGUAUAUCUUUUAAGCCAUUUACGUGGGCGUUCACAUCAAGAAGCUGUACGUUUAGCAAGUGGAUCUCUGGUUGGUGAUCAAUUAGAGCAAUAUGAAUUAGCGCAUAUUGUUGAUGCACCUGUCGACGAAAACCAUCCGAAAUUGGUAGCAGCACGUGAAAGAUCGAAAAUAUUACGCAAACGAUGUAAGAAAAUACGACAGCGUAUGACAUCGAAAGGAGCUAUUUUUGAAUCUGAAUAUAAAGCACCAUCCGUUAAUAAUCAAAAUAAACGGCCACUGGCCAAAAGUUCACAGAAGUUUUUAUCAUUAAUAAAUCAAGGCUGGGCUUCUACUACGUAUAAUCAAUUAGAUCGAAUAUUAGGUGAAACUAAUCGUUUGUUAAUUAAAAAUGUUUCAAAUGAUCUAAUAGCUUUUCAAAGCUCUGGCUGGUUUUCCGCUUUGGCAAAAUUAUUUUUGAUGGGCUUAGAUGAAACGACUACAACACCACCUACGAAAAGUUUGGUGACAGCCUGUAAUGUAUGGCAAGCCGCUUGUAAAAAUGGAAACAGUGGUGCAAGUAAUUGUAAAUAUACGAUUCUAUCUAAUAAAAUAAUAGUUAUAUUGGAUUUAUUGAAUAAUAAAUUAAAGGGUUUGGCAAACGACGAUCAGUUACCAUCAGAACCUUUGGCCACGGCAACGAUGCAACUUUUAGCAACCAUUUUACAAAAUGUCCCUAGUGAUACGCCUACAGGACGUGUACAAGAUGUUGUAAGUUAUGCAGUAUGCGUGGGUAUUGUGGAACAAUUGGCACAGUGUUGUGUGUCUGUACGAGGUCCUGUACAUAAUAAUGAAAAUGCAUGUAGUUUCCUACUCGCUGCACUUGAUUUAUUAACUGGCUUAGCACAAUGCUGUGGACCACCACCCCUUGAAACAAUCAUUCAAACACCAUCAACUCCCACAUGUAAUGGUACCAAAAAUGAUGAUAACAACACCAUCAUCACUGAAGAGAAUAAGAAACCAAUGAAAAAUAAUAAAAACAAUAAUAAUAAUCAGAAUAAAAGUACACGUUCUAAUAGUUUAGUAUCUUCGUCAUCAACAACAUCUUCAUCGUGUAGUUUCAUUGAUCCAACACAUUUUACAGCCGCAUUACAUGCUACCGAAUUAGUUGGUGUUGUUUCCAUGUUAUAUGGUACGCUAUUACCAACGGGUGCAUCACCACGAUGUGAAGGAAAAGCACCUGAUGCCUUACCAACACCAUGUUUGGCAUUAGCCACAUCUGUUUUUCGAUUAUUGCGACAAGUUGCUGAAUUAGAUUUGAAACGAUUUCAGGAAGCGUUAGGUGCUGAAGGUAUUUCCUUACAAUUUCGACAUAUUGUUGGCCAUUUACUUUGGACUUGUGCAUCACCUCCUGCGGGUAGUGGUGAUGCUGAAAAUGCUUCGACUGAACUUUUACAUGAGGUGAUAGCUGUUACAGGAUAUUUUGCAAUAAAAAAUAACGACAAUCAGAUGCUUUUGGUUAGUGGAUAUGCUCCAAGCGUUCUCCAACAGUUAUGUUCAUUACCAUUCGCUUACUUCUCCGUACCAAAGUUAUCAGCUAUCUUAUAUCCAACAUUGUUGGGUUGUUGUUAUGAUAAUCCACAUACUCGGCAAAUACUUGAACAGGAGCUGUCUUUUGUGUUACUAGAAGAUUUCAUGAAAACAGAAGAAGGUUUGCAUCAUCCACUUGUUAAAUUAUUAUUAAAUAAUGAUCUGAUAACUCAAGAGAAACCAAAUUGUGAUGAUAAUAAUUCCAAAAAGAAAGAAAUUAUCCGUGGUAGUAGGCUAACAUGUCAUGGAUUACACUCUAAUGUACAAUGGAUCACCUUUAUCGAUUGA